GAGAGGGUUUUGGUUUUGCGAACUAAUCGGGGAAGAAGUUGGUUGUGUAACCGAGUUGUUGUUAAGACGUAGCAGAAAGGGUGAAGAAUAUUAUUUUGGGUUUUAGCCUUUAUACUGGGCCAUUAAUGGCAAUGGCAAUGAUCUCGAUCAUAUCUCCAUCUGAUUCAACAACGUACGGUGAAAGUGCUCCAAAUCUGAUUCAACGAGACGUAAUUCCCAGUUUUACGCCAUCCUUACUCGUUGUUCGCAUUUAAGGCAUUUCUCAAAUCCUCUCUUACACUAUUUCACAAGUGACAUAAAGAAUUGACUUUGAAGAAGUACUACUAUGGUCAUCCAGUGGGUUUUAUAAUAUUGUGCAACGUAGAAAACUAACAAUAGAUUUUAGGUCUUGAGACAAUCUAAAUAUCUAAUCUAACAGUACUUUCCCAUUUCACUGCUCACAAUAUAGUUCCACAGAUAGGACAUGACUUAAGAUAAGCGCAUUAUUACGACACAAUCUUGUUACAAAUUAGUCAAAUUGAUAUUGGAAAACUUUUCCUUCACAAGUCUAAAAAUGUCUGCUCAGAAUAAGAAAGGUUCAUUGGAUGCCGAAAUUAGAGCCUUUGGAGCUCUGCGGCUAAAGUCUUCGUCAGCAUCGCCCAAAGGGGAUCGACGUUUAAACCCAAUGGAUGUUGACUUGAUAAUUAGAAAACUGCUAAGUUUUCUAUCAUUACAUGAGCUGAAAGCAGCUCGAGAAGUUAAUCGAAUCUGGAAUCAAAUUGCUUCUACAUUUUUCUACCCCUAUUGCUCAAAAGUUACACUAAGCUUCAAUGAAGACAAUUACUGGACAAAUUCAAGAAAUUAUGGCAUCAAUGAGAUGGUAGAUUUCAUACAUUUAGUGGAGAUGAGCGAAGAGUGCCCUUUUUCCAUGUUUGAUUUGGGAACAAGUGUCAUGCAACCAAGCUCACGAGAAGGGACGAUUGAAGAGUUUUUUCAAGCAUGCGGUCCUUAUAUUCAUGAAUUAACAAUUCGAGAGGAUUGUGGAAAACCAAUCUUUCGGAAGGGGAUGUCAACCAAUCUUGAUUUAGAAUCUCUGCGGAUCUUGAGAAUUCAUCUUUUGCAAGCUUGUCCAGAAAUUUUGGAUAAUUUCUUUGACUUUAUCAACACCAUUGUUCAAGCUGCUUCAAAAUUGGAUCAUAUCAUUUUAAUUAGCCAUCACGGUUUUGAUGAGGGUGAAGCAGUCAUGUGCCUUAUUCAGUCCCUUCUCCUUUGCGAUAUCACCAAAAUACGACGACUGGAAAUUGAAGCCCAAAUGAACGAAAUUCACUUGAUCACAUUAUCGGAAAUAAAUCUUUCUCUUCAACAUUUGACCGUGGAUUUUUGGGGUUCUCAUCUACCGAGUUCUAAUGGGAUGAAGAGGUUCUUGGAGAGUCAGAGUGCAACGUUGGAGACAUUUAAAUUGUCGGAUGUCGCAAUGAGCUCAUUGUGUGUAAUUGAGUUUCCUACAAUGCAACAACUGCAAACUUUGAAGAUCAAGGGGUCAAUGCUGGGUCGCAUAUCAGUGACAUUUCCUCACAUUUGCUUUGUUGACCAAUUUCCAAAGUUGAGAACACUUAGCUUUACGGAAUUAUUUGGUGAGUGGGAAGAAUUCUUGAAAACGGGAAUGAAACCAUCAAUGACUGUACAGGAGUUGAAGUUGCCCUCCGACUUUUGUGAUGCUGCGUGUUUACGAAGGGCUGCAUAUUUGUUUCCCAAUUUAAAAAAAUUGGAGGUGCCCUGUCAUCCCAUUUUGAUAACUGUGGUGUAUGAACUUAUGCCCAACUUGGAAGAGCUAUCGAUUAACACUCGAUAUGUUAGCUUGAUUGACGACAUAAUUACUGGAGUCCCACAUGAUUUGUGUGCUGAAAUAAAUCGGGAAAGGUGCUAUGAUUUCGUGAUAAAGGACCUUGAAGGAUAUCAAACCUCACGGUCAAUCGUAUGCCUAAAAAAAUUGAAAACUCUGAACUUAAAAUGCAAACGAUCCAGCGACCCUGUAGAAAUUACAGAAAUUUCAUUUUACCUGGCACUCUUUCAUAUGAAAAGCUUAAUCGCUUUGGAUUUUGGACUUCGUCCUAUGAUGCUGUCUCGAGAAUGCAUGGAGGAAAUAAAGCAAAGGUUCAGCGUCGUCAGCCUUCAUCUGCACCAAUAAGCUAAUAUAGUCGUCCUAUCUUGAGAGAAUGAUGUGUACCUGAUAAGUUAUUAGAAAUUCCUACGAUUUUUGAAAGUGCCAUGACAUGUUCAUUACAAAAAUAUCCCACCUCUGACUUUACAUCACAACCAGUCACUAAAAAUAUGUGAAAGUUAAGUAAAAGUAUUAUGAGAAAUAUUGUUCGGUCUGUAACUGUGAAAUAAAUAAAGGCUUGAACAUUUA
This is a messenger RNA of Folsomia candida, 2389 nucleotides long. RefSeq lists its product as uncharacterized. Lineage: Eukaryota; Metazoa; Arthropoda; Collembola; Entomobryomorpha; Isotomidae. The coding region runs from base 554 to 2167 and encodes 537 amino acids. The record is from RefSeq and is a predicted model, not a curated record. The transcript has 14 exons.